Eleginops maclovinus (Patagonian blennie) is the source of this 2984-nucleotide messenger RNA. It is a transcript of the gene sowahab, whose product is annotated as sosondowah ankyrin repeat domain family member Ab. The transcript has a single exon. NCBI's taxonomy places the organism in Eukaryota, Metazoa, Chordata, Actinopteri, Perciformes, Eleginopidae. The record is from RefSeq and is a predicted model, not a curated record. Gene Ontology annotation, molecular function: protein binding. The coding region runs from base 84 to 1451 and encodes 455 amino acids.
GUACGGUCAGAUACCAGCUUAUCCCUCGGGAGUUAUCUGAGCUAGUUAUUAUUUCCAUAUUAGUACCAAUUCUGGAGGAAAAAAUGGCUUUGACACAAGAAUCUCUUUUGUCUUUUCUGCUGGAGCACGGAGGCAAAGUGAAAAACUCGGAGCUGGUGAACAACUUCAGGACUCAGAUCAACUGCAGCGAUCCCGCGGAAAAGCAGCACAAUAGGGACCUUUUCAAGAAGUUGGUGAACAGCGUCGCAGUGGUGAAACAGAUCGACGAGGUGAAGUUUGUGGUCGUGAAGAAACGCUAUCAGGACUUUAUCAAAGAGGGAGCGCAGGAUGCAUCCCCGCAAAAAAAAACGCAGAUGGACGACGAGCAAAAUACCCUCUUUUCGUUAUCACCUCCUCAUCGAGCUGAGGCAGGCAGGGUGAUUUAUUCUGACAUUGAAAACAAUAAUACGUGUUACCCCUCGAACAAAAAUGGAAACUAUUAUAGUGAUGCCAAAUGUAAGUCGGUGGGGAGUAUGCAGGAAAAGAGGCCGUUAUUAAGAAGCAUUAGUGGGGAGGCAACCACGGUUAAAGUCCUGAAUAUCUCCGGAGAUCAGGCGAGCAAAGCGAGGAAAUCUGGUGCUGUUUUUGCUGUCAUAGCGGUAAAAUCCCCCCCGAGAGACUCUGCACCAGCAGCACAUGAUGGAUUACAUUACUCAGUGCAUCCACAUACAACCUCAGACAAACCAAUCACGUUUCUAACCAAAGUUUCUUCGCCAUCAAUACCAACUCUUAACUUUCCAGCUUGCAAAAAGGGAGGACAAAGUGAGUCCCAGUGUUGGAAAAACAGACAGACUGAGGACAUGCAACCCCCAAGAUUUCCCCUGGGGAGGACCCAAAGCAAGAAAGAUGAUGCAAAGUACUCUGAGUCGGUGCCUUUAGAGCCAUUAGCUCAUGAGUGGUUGGUUAAGUGUGCUGCUGGACUGUGGGGACACAUCCAUGGUCUGCUGCUGCAGGACACAAGGUUGGCACAGAAGAAGGACUUCAUGUCAGGAUUCACAGCACUGCACUGGGCUGCCAAGGACGGCAACAGUGAGAUGAUACAGAAGCUGCUGGACAUCUCAAGGAAAAGAGGAACCUUUGUAAACAUCAACAGUAAAGCACACGGAGGAUACACACCUUUGCACAUUGCAGCCAUGCAUGGACACACUGAAGUAAUGGUUCAGCUUGUGCAAGGUCAUGGAGCCAGUGUUAAUGAAAGAGAUAAUGAUGGCAAGAAGGCCUUUCACUACCUGGGCAAAAAUGUGUCAUCUGAAGUCACAGCACUUAUGGGAGGACUGCAGCAGAGCAAGUGCAGAGAAAAGACAGACGAUGAAGAAUACAGAGAGCACCAGAAAGGCUUCAACACGAUAAGUAAACUGUUCCAGCCGCACAUAGGGAGGAAGCAAAAAAACAAGUAUGCUCAUGAAUGGUGAGAUUGACAUGCAGGAUAAGGACAAUAUGACAAUUGCAAUAGCUAAUACUUUCCUAGUUAGAUUAUUGUGUUAAUAUGAAAAAACAAAACUGUUGUUUAUCCUCUAAAUCACUUAACGUGUAUGAUGUGUUUUCACUUUUGGUCUCUCUGUACUUUACUAUUGUAGCGCUUACUGUUGGAUGUACUAUUUAUAAGCAAUAUGUUUUAUUUAAUCAACUUUGUUUCUUUAGCUUAAUUUUGUGUAUUAAGAAAUAGUGUUAUUUGGAACCUCUUUAAUUUAUUUCUUACUAACAACAUAAGCAUAUUUUCAUUACUUUUUGUCAAACACAUCUGUAGAAGUUACCUAUUGAUUUGUGACUUCAAAGUAUGAGAACAUAUUAAAUAUGACCCCCAUCGGAAACAGUUGCAAUGAACACUGUUGUGAAACAUUGUGUUGAGCUUUUGUGCAGAACAAAUCUAAUUAUGAUAUAACUAUGAUCAAUAUAAAUCUCCAAAAGAGAGAUAAAACAUUGGAUAAUCUUGUGGAGAAAAUAGAUGUAGGUUUCAAACCUUUUGAGAAAGCUUCCUCUCCCUUUCAGUAAAAGCAAAGGGGACCUUUCAGGGGGCCUGUUAUGAAAAGCAGGCCAGCAGAGUGGCGGAAUGUCUCCUUUAUCAAUCUCUUUGUGAACCUUAGCUGUAACGGGUGAGAAAGGCCUCCCUUUGUGGGACAACAUGGGCUUCAUUCUUUAGGGUGAUGUGUAAAGUAAAAAAGACGUUUUGACCCAAAUACAACAUAGUCAUCAAUCAUUUCCAUUUUGAUUAAGGAUUUCAGCCAAAUACAAGUUAAAACAUGAUUCUCUCAACUGCAAACAAAGAAGCCACAGAAAAAACAUUGUAAUUUUAAUCUUGUCAUUAAUGGAAUGUAUGUUCCCAGAUCAGAAAUGCUUGAAAACAGUAUUUUUUUUGUGCCAUUUGUCCUUUAGUAACCCAGAGGAAACAAUCCCAGUAUGACAUGAAAAGAGUUGGAGCUGAGACAAUGAAGCCAUACGCAAAACCGUUCCAGAACAAUGUCCUUGUCUUAUCUGGAAAAGAAGCAGCUUGGAUAAUAAUCCACGAAAAAGGCAGCUGCACUCACAGCAAAUAUUCAACAUUGUAGACUGUAUUAUGCGUUAAAUCUCAUCUCAAAACUAUUCUUUGCAAUGAAACUGAAGUAUCAUGAAAAGGAAUAUACCACACAAAACCUCUUGUGUCUCUUUUGUUAGUUCAAACAAAAUGUGCAAACAUCAAAGACUGCAUAACAAUACUGUGGCAUGGUCCAGGCCUGGUAUCAUUUCCUGUCAGUACAACAUGGAAAAGUACAACACAGUAGUGUGCAGUGUACCUUUUAGUAUUAAUAUGUUAUGUGUAACAGACAAAAAGCCUAGCCUUUCGGUCCUAGAAGCUACAAUAUCCCUUCAUAAAAUGAAAGUGUUGGAUGACACAAACUAAAUAAUUCUAUAUUUAGUGCCUUGCAAGCAGUGGCACUAACGUCAUGUCAUGUCAUGUGGAAGAUUUU